Messenger RNA from Struthio camelus australis, 1311 nucleotides. The record is from RefSeq and is a predicted model, not a curated record. NCBI's taxonomy places the organism in Eukaryota, Metazoa, Chordata, Aves, Struthioniformes, Struthionidae.
AUGAUUUUAUUUUCAUUACAGCAACUCGCAAAUGGAGAAAGAGGCUUUGAAAAUGUGGAGCUGGGUGUCAUAGGAAAGAAGAAAAAAGUUCCAAGGAGGGUUAUUCACUUUGCAAGUGGAGAAACAAUGGAAGAAUAUAGCACAGAUGACGAGGAAGACGAACAAGAGAAAAAAGACCUCUUACCUCCUGUAGACCCUACGACGCUUACAUGGGGACCCUACUUAUGGUUUCACAUGCUAAGAGUUGCCACAUCAACCUUAUCAGUUUGUGAUUUUCUUGGGGAAAAGAUCGCAUCUGUUUUGGGGAUAAGUACACCAAAAUACCAGUAUGCCAUUGAUGAGUAUUACAGAAUGAAAAAAGAGGAGGAAGAGGAGGAACAGGAAAACAAAAUGUCAGAAGAAGCAGAAAGACAGCAUCAGGAGCAGCAGAACAAGCCACAGGCUGAAGCUCCUGUCCGGAUAGACCAGCCUGAAGCAACAACAUGUAGUUCAUUUGUGAAUUUAAACUUUGAAACUGAAGGAGACUGCCAGUCUGUUGUGGAAAAUAAACAAGAUGUAGUUCCUGUCCCUACCUAAGCAUAAAGCUCUGUAUAAUACUGGAAAUAGGAAGUGUCAGGUGUCACAAUCUGGCUGUAAGAAGCAGGAAAGACAGAUUUGUACUUUUUCAGUGAAAAUACGAUUUUCAGCAUUCUUAUUGAUCAGGAGAGAGCUAGGUGAUGUCUUUUUGGUCCAUCUGCCUAAUAAAGGCUGAGGUAUUCUGCCAAAUUGGCACUUCUGUUGAAAUCAGAAUUGCACUACUAAGAGAUUUGGUCUAAAUUGAAUCUGCUAGCCAAUUUCUGUGUAAAGCAAGUAAAACUCUAUCUCUGACACUUGUGGAUUGCAGACGCAGUGCUGUUUUCUACUUUUAAAUACCUGUUUUUGAUUUGCACAUUGUUUGGAACUUGGCUCUCUGUGAAUAGAUUAAUAGGAAUCCUUUUCCUGUAACUCACAAAUCAUCAUAAUAGCUUCCAGAAUGCCCUAUUUAUUGUCACUACUGUAUGCAUGUAUUUUUUUUUCCUUGUUGUUGUUUGUCACAAGCUUUUAAGGUUAACUAAGUUUGAGAGCCCACUGAAAGCCUUUACUUUUUUUAUUUUAAAGGAGGCUAUAAACACCCUUAAGAACUUAGUAACUAACUAGAUCGAGCACUCCCAGACGUUAACAGUGCUCAGCUGUUCCAUUCAGUGCUGUAGCAAACUACAGAACUAGCAUCAGUGUUUUAAGAUGUUCUUGCUCUAUUUGUAAGACUUUAAUAAAGACCUACCUGUUUAAAUA